CAUGUAAUGUUAACUGACUGAUAUUCUAUGUAUAAGAUCUCCUAAACCUGUGUUAACCUCAGACCUUAUUUCCUGCYUUUAUCCCAAAACGCUAUUCUUUCCUCAUUUCAUUUCCCCUAUAGGAAUGGCUGAACGAAUCAGAGGUUAGAGUGUGUUUAUUAUGUAGUGUUGGUGUGUGUAACACAUUGGUGUAACGGAGUUUUGUGUUGGUGUGUGAUUGCUAACAUCGAGCAAGUCCUUUCCCUACCACAGGAUAGACAUGUUUGUGUUUCAGUGGUGGGAACAAUUCUGUAAUUUUGUGAAAAUGGUACUUCAUCUCCCAGAUUAACUCAAUUGAAAUGGAAUUGAGCCCAAAUCACCUAGAUGUGUUGUUUUAUAUCUCCUAGAUGUGAUGUGUUUUAUAUCUCCUAGAUGUGUGGUUCAGGACCAUCUCCAGUUAGAAUCCAUCAGCCUACGUCACCCUUUGCUGUAACCUGGGUGAUAUAGACCAUCCACACUUUCUCUCUCUCUCACACGCACACACAGGCACGCUUGUACCAUCUCAGCUCAUCUCUCUCUCUCACACACACACACCCCAGUCUCUGAGACCCGGGCAUCUCUCUCUGACCAUGGACAUGUCAGCGCUGGGCAGUGGGAGCAGCUGUUCAGAGGAUUGUGUGGUAGGGUCUGGCUGUCUGGAGGACUGUGGGAACCAGAGUGACUGGACUGACUGGGAAUGGGAGYACUUCAGUGGGGCUGAGCUGGUGUGUGUGACAGCCGUGUGUGUGCUGCUGCUGGCCCUGGGCAUCACAGGAAAUAUGUUAACCAUCCUGGUAGUUUGGCUCCGGCCACACCUGAGAAGCACCACCUACCUCUACCUGAGUAGUAUGGCUGUCUCCGACCUCCUCAUACUGCUUCUGAUGCCUUUAGAUCUGCACUACAAGCUGUGGAGGUUCCGGCCCUGGGAUCUGGGUGAUACAGUGUGUAAACUGAGUGUGUUCGUCAGUGAGAGUUGUACCUACUCCUCCAUCCUCCACAUCACCGCUCUUUCUCUGGAGCGCUACCUCGCUGUCUGUCGACCACUCACAGCCAAGACCCUGGUCACACGGACCCGCGUCCGCACUCUCAUUGGCUGCCUGUGGGUUGUGGCCCUGAUCAGCGCCGGGCCGGUGUUUGCUAUGGUAGGGGUAGAGGAGCUGGGGGGAGGUGAGGGGGAGAGCGAGUGUCGCUGUACGGACUACGCCGUCUCCUCAGGCCUGCUGGGGGCCAUGAUGUGGCUCUCCAACCUCUACUUCCUGAUGCCGCUGGGCAUUCUGGGAGUUGUGUAUGGCCUGAURGGCAGGAAGCUAUGGCUCCGCCCACAACGCAGCAGCCGAGACCGCGCCCAGCGACACACCAUCAAGAUGCUAGGGAUGAUCGUGCUGGCGUUUGUUCUGUGUUGGCUGCCAUUCCACGUUGGUCGGACGUUGUUCUCUGUGACUCUGGGCUCCAGCGCUGAUAUGUACUACAUCUCUCAGUACUUUAACCUCGUCUCCUUUGUGUUGUUCUACCUCAGUGCUGCUGUCAACCCUAUCCUCUACAACACCAUGUCAGCACGCUACCGCCACGCUGUCCGCAGCCUGCUGCGCUCACACCCCCCCCGCUCGCCGCACCGCACAUGCACGGCCACAACACUCUACACCACCCUGUAA
This is a messenger RNA of Salvelinus sp. IW2-2015, 1670 nucleotides long. Its product is annotated as growth hormone secretagogue receptor type 1. Lineage: Eukaryota; Metazoa; Chordata; Actinopteri; Salmoniformes; Salmonidae. Gene Ontology annotation, molecular function: G protein-coupled peptide receptor activity. The record is from RefSeq and is a predicted model, not a curated record. Gene Ontology annotation, cellular component: plasma membrane. Gene Ontology annotation, biological process: G protein-coupled receptor signaling pathway.